Messenger RNA from Musa acuminata AAA Group (dessert banana), 2146 nucleotides. RefSeq names its product protein RETICULATA-RELATED 1, chloroplastic-like. The coding region runs from base 64 to 1719 and encodes 551 amino acids. The transcript is spliced from 8 exons. Gene Ontology annotation, cellular component: chloroplast inner membrane. The record is from RefSeq and is a predicted model, not a curated record. Gene Ontology annotation, biological process: plant organ development. NCBI's taxonomy places the organism in Eukaryota, Viridiplantae, Streptophyta, Magnoliopsida, Zingiberales, Musaceae.
UGGAGGAGGAUAGCGAAGGGGAUAAAUCGGAGGGAGGAAGAGGGGGUGAGAGCUGAGGAAGCGAUGCAUUCGCACGCCGCCCUUCAAUCCACCGCCACCGUCACACCACCACGGCCUCUCAUGGCCCUCCACCGCCACCACCUCGCCCCUCUACCCAGACCCCUCUCCUUCCCGCCGCCCCCAAACCCUAAUCUCCGCACACGACUUGUCCUAUCUCCCGUUGGUCUUGGCCCGAGGAAGCCUCGCGCCGCCUCUGGAAUCACGGCCUCCGCUGCCGCAGCCCCGGCGCCCGUGGAUUCCGACGUCAGGGACGCUCUCGAGCGAUGCUUUGCGUUGUCGACCGAGUCCGGGCCGCUCUCCUACUUAUCGUCCCCCGCCACUUCCGGGGCCGCGAAGCCGGUAAUGAAAGGGGGCAAGUAUGGGGCCUUCGGCGCGGUGACGCUGGAGAAGUCGAAGCUUGAUCUGUCACAGAAGACGAGGAGGACUAGUCCGGAGUUAGCAGUUGGUGGAGGAGGUGGCGAUAUUGGAAAGAAAAAUUUCCAUGGUGGGGGUGAUGGAGGAGAUGAUGAUGGUGAUGAUGAUGAUUACUUUGAUGAUUUUGAUGAAGAGGAUGAUGGAGAUGAAGGUGGAUUAUUUAGAAGACGCAUGGUUCUUCAAGAGCUUUUUGACAGGAAAUUUGUAGAUGCUGUGCUUCAGGAGUGGUACAAGAGCAUGAUAAACUUGCCUGCUGGUCUUCGACAAGCUUAUGAAAUGGGAUUGGUCAGUUCUGCUCAAAUGGUCCGGUUCUUGACAAUGAAUGCAAGACCAACUGUUUCUAGAGCCAUAUCUCGAACACUUCCAGAAUGGUUAUCUAGGGCUUUCGUUGGAAGGAUGAUUGCAGAUCCAUCUUUCUUGUAUAAACUACUCCUAGAAGAGACCGUGACUUGUGCCUGUUCCCUUUGGUGGGAGUUUAAGAAUCGCAAAGAGAGGAUGAAGCAAGAAUGGCAAUUGGCACUUGUUAAUGUCCUUACUGUAAUGACUUGUAAUGGAAUAAUGGUUUGGAGCCUUGCACCUUGUCGUUCGUAUGGGAAUACAUUCCGCUUUGACUUGGAAAACACCAUCCAGAAACUUCCAAACAAUAUCUUCGAGAACAGCUAUCCUAUGAGGGAAUUUGAUUUGCAGAAAAGAGUUUAUUCGUUCUUCUACAAGGCUGCAGAAUUUUCUCUGCUUGGAUUAACUACAGGAUCAAUUCAAGGUGCUUUGUCAAAAGCUUUUGCAGCAAAGAGGGAUGGGAGUAAGUUGUCAGUGACCAUUCCUUCUGUAAGUACCAAUGCUCUUGGAUAUGGUGCCUUUUUAGGACUUUAUGCAAACAUGCGGUAUCAGCUUUUAAAUGGACUUGAUAGAGCUAUGGUCAACCACUUUGAUGUUCUUGGGGUUGCAAUCUUUUUCAGCACAGCAUUGAGAAUUUUGAAUGCCCAGCUUGGAGAGACAUCAAGGCUUGCUUGGCUUGGGGUGGAAGCUAAUCCUCUACUCGAGUCGGAGAAUCUGUUGAAAGCAUACAACAGACCCUCAGAUGCGGUGGAGAGCUCAUCAUCCAAAUGGUUCAUCUCCAAGAAUGCCAUAAUCUCUGGCCUCGGAUUGCUCGGCCUCAAGCAAGGAAGCGGUGAACCGGAAGCCACACCCCCAAAGACACGUCGCAAAAGAAUCAUUAGGAAAAAGGUCAAUGCUGGUUCACCAUAGUGGGCAAACAAUCUUCUCGCAGCAUGCGGUUUACUCUUCUAUAAUGCAAAUGAAGUGAGCAGGUCAUCCAUCCACAUGGCUUUUAUUAUCUUCAGAUAGAAGAAGCCGUCCAAACAAGAUCGGGCCAUGAUUCUUUUGGCGAUUAGACAGACUUAACAGAUCCAAUGAGCAAUAAGAUAGUGAGUGCCCCUAUUUCUUUGCGAUCAAGAGAGGAAUUAGCAUUUUGUUUUUGUUUUAUCCUUUCAUUUCCGAGUACUACGAGUCUAGGAAAUUUUAUCUGCUGCCUUCCUUUUUUUAUUGUAUUUUAAGGAAUGUUAUUCAUUUAGUAUAUGCAGGUAUUACUGGCAAGAACUUGUGUGGAUGAGCUCUGUGCUGUCGGUCAACAGAAACAUAUGUUCGAAAACCCAAUGUUUUGUUGUUGUAUCCA